AAAUACGCUAAACCCACACAACAGAUUGUACGCUUGUCACCUCGAUCCACAUAAAUAAAAUUUCAAUUCAUUGUUUUCAGAGUUACCGAGGGUAGAGUGUGUUUUGUGAUGGUUUUUUAGGAUAAUAAAUUCGUUUGAGUUCCUAAACUUUGGUCACCGUCGUGUGUAGGUACUUUCAAAUACCAUUUCAAGUUAAACAAACUCUUGUGUAACCCUGAAAAACACACGACGGUGAUCCUCGCGCACCUAUUGGUCGAUAAAGCAGCCAGUGCACGUGAUGCUCUUCCCGUAGAAACUAGAAAGUGUUGAGAGAGGACACGACAUACUUUUAAAUAAAACACUGAUUCUAAUAAAAUUUACUUGUGUAUUUCUAAUUUCUUUUCUAAAUUAUUGUUUUUUGUAAAAUUGUAAACAAGUGAAUAGUGACAAUCUCUCAUUAUUCCGGAGCAAACCUCAUUUACAUUAGGAGGUUUUAUAAUCGGCGGGCUGCCAACUCUCGGGGUAACAUGAGUUCUUUGAACACACUACUAGAAGCAGCAAGAUUUCUGGAAUUGCAAGAGCAGCAACAGAACCGUACAACGGUAGCAGCUGAAACUUUAGCAACAAUGAAACCGGUUUCACCUACUAUUACGAAAGCUAAUGUAGCGCCCGUUAUAGCUUUAAGUCAAAGCACUGUUAAGACAGUUACUGCUAAUUCGGCGCCUCAAACUAUGGUUAUUUCGUCGAAUAAUAUAUCUCCCACAAUUCUACAAACCCCUAUAACUUUUUCAACUCCUGCACCCCAGAUCGUGAAGAAACUUGAACAAGAUGGUCAAGUAUCAAGUACCACAAUACCUCAUAUAUCGCGACAAAGAAUUUUACAUAAUAGUUUUGAUAUAAGGAAUUCCACAGUAAGCGAAGAUGGAAGUACGGAAAGCAAAAGAAAACAACCACCGUUAGUAUUUCGAGCAGGUACUCGAGAAGUUCAUAAUAAACUUGAAAAACAUCGUCGAGCGCAUUUGAAAGAAUGCUUUGAUAUUCUUAAGAAACAAUUACCUACUACUCAGGAUGAAAAGAAACCGUCGAACCUUAGUAUACUUCAUUCCGCCUUAAGGUAUAUUCAGACUUUAAAACGGAAGGAACGAGAAUUGGAACAUGAAAUGGAGCGAUUAGCUAGAAAAAAAAUUAUUGCUAAACAAAGGUUAGCUGUUUUGAAAAAAGAUAUGUCACAUUAUGAUAAUAUCGAUAUUUCAAAAAUUUUACCUGAAGGCGAUUCAAGCCCCGUUGCCAGCGCCUCGACACCUCCAGCAGAAGAACUUAGAGAAGAUAUUGUUAAUAACGGAUCUUCUGUUCAUAUUAAUGAAAAUCAAGAAAUGUCUAUACCGCUUUUGACCAAAACGAGCAUUCCUGUUGUUACACAAAACUUGACUUCAAUCAAAGAGAUCUCACAACCAAUUCAAACAACGGCUUUGUCGGUACUUCCCAUGACGUAUCCCGUAAACCAAGGUUUAGUCCUUCAAAAAGUUGCUUUGGUACCAAAGGGAUUGGAUGGAUUAGCACCAUUAGUGUCCACUCAUUUCAUCACUCCACAACAAAUCAAUGGAAAAGUGGUACCUUUGACACAGUACUUGGUGAAACCUGUUGUAGUAGUUAGCACCGCAUCACCACGCCCAAGCUAGUGGGGUUUAUUUCCAAAUUAGCAGUAAUUUGGUUCUUAACAAAAAGAGGAGGAAAACAUUUUACAAACCUUGAGGAACGACUGAACUACUUUGGAUUUUUAUGUAUCAUUAACUCUGAAAAGUAGUAGGUAUUUUUGUAACAUCAAAUAAUUAUUAUUUAGAAAAAUUAUAGCAGUUAUAAUUAAAAUAGGAAAUUUUGGGAUACAUGCUUAUUUAAGGUUUCUAAAUUGGUAUUUUAUGUUAUUCAAAAUGCACUUCCGUAAUAAUUCACUUACGAAAAUACUACUAACAUUCAUAUUUUUAUACGUCAGUUUUUUUGGCAACAAAAAAGCUAGGAUGGGAUAAAAGAGCAUAUUUGUCACAUUAUUCAAAACAGUAACUCAAAUAUGACUAUUAUAUAAAAUUGUUGUAAAAAGGACCUAAAACCAAUUAUUCAUAAUAGGAUUGUGGGCGGUCAAGUACCAUUGACCACAUGAGCCCUCUGAUAGGUCCGUAGUACCCGAAAUUACCAAAGGCCGAUGUUCUUUAGAAAAUGAAAUACUUGGGCUUCUUUUUUUUGACAUCACUAGACCAAUUUUGUUUUUAUUUAGAAAAAUUGUUUAAUUUUGAAUAUUUGAUCAUUUGUGUUUUUCCAUUUCUAAAGCUACAUUUAGAGUCCUCUAAAGUGAUUUCAACCUCAUUUAUUAUUCUUUUGUCCAUUAUUCUAGUCAUUGUUUUAGAUGGUAUUCUUAUUAGUGAUAUACCUGGGUAGUUUUCACAACUUCCUUUGCCUUCUCUUUAUAUAUUGGUAAUAUAAUUCCUAGAUUCCAAUCUUCCGCCAUUUUUCCUGUUAAAGUAUCUUGUUUAAUAAAUCUGUUAGUUGCUCCAUCCAUAUAUUUCACCAAAUCAGCAGUUAUGAUGACUUCUCUUGGCGCUUUUCCUAGCUUUAAUAUUUCAAUUACUUCUACUAGUUUUUGAUUCCUUAUCCUUUACUAGUGGGUAUUCCCUCCAUUACUUCAUGUUCCUCCGAAAUUCAUCAUAUUAUACUCCUCUUUCUCUGUCUCUGUCAAGACAAUUGUUGAUGUCUUAACACAUGAAAAGCUAACGAGGAGGUUCAGAAUUAUGAAAAUUUCUAAAGCUAAAACUACGUGAAAAAUUAAUUUAUAUGUUUUAAUUCUAAUUUUCAAGAAUAAUUUUUAUAUUUCAGAAUAAUUAAUUUCAUGGCACCAACUACUGCAUAGCAUGUGAAUAAGAGUAAUUUUUGGAGAGUAAAUAAUGUUUAUUGUACCACAUUUUUUAUUACAGUAAAAUACAAAUACUUUCAGAUUUAAAUCAAGUAAAAACAUACAUAUGUAUUGAAUUAAUAGAAGAAAACCUUUUUUUCAAGCUAGUGGUAUGGGGUGGAUAGUAACAUAAAAUUAAUGUCUUAUAAUCUUCUUUAAUAUUCAGUUUUAGGCAACAGUGUACAUAAAGAACGUACUAUCAGCUUUCGAAAUGAAUGUACCCAAUUUUGGACUACACCUUAUAAUUUUGAGGCUCAUUCCAAAGUUAUCUUUCAUCGAGUUAUCUCUUAAUCCAUCCUAGCUGAUUUCCGUUGCAUUUCUUAUUGGUUGUCUGAGGUAAUUAAGUUGCUGUACUUGCUGAAUAUAACAAUGUUAUAUAAUGAAUAGUCUUUAAGACAAUAUCGAACCUUAAUCUGUUUCAUUUAUUCCAAAAUUAAUAGCACUGAACAUUACGUAUACUUCAUAUUCCCCUUAUUAUAGUGGUUUAAUGGUAUUUGUAUUAUAGUUUUUUAGAUCUCACCACUAUGAUAUUGGAAACUGAUUUAAAGUACCUUUAAAUUUUACCUACUUAUUAUAACAUUUUGAAAUUUAUUUAUUUAACCCAUUUAUAUGAUUAUAUUAAAUGACCAAGAAAUUGUUUACCCUAUUAAUAUGUAUAAUAUUCUAUAUUUGUUGACUGAUUAAAAAAUAUAUUUUAAUAACAUUUGAAUUUGACUAAAUGGCCACAAAACAGUAGAUAUUGAAACAAAAAAACAUACAGAACUUAAUACUAAUCCUCAUAAUAUUAUUUGCAACAGAUAAUUGAAAUUCAGUGAAAGAAGCAAUAAAAAUGAAACAUUAAAAAAUGGAAUAUUAAAGUAUAUGGAUGCUUAAAAAUAACGAAGCAAACAUUAAAAAAAAAACAAUAAAAUAAAAAAUGAACAGUUAAAUAAAAAAAUAAACAGUUAAAUUGGACAUGAAAUGAACCAACAAAGGUAGCCAGGAAAAUCAUGAUGGUAGGUAAACUAAGGGAAAAAAAUGACCGAAAAGACAAUGGAUUGACCAAAUAGAGGAAAUUGGGCAAAUUAAAGGAAAAACUUUGAAGGAAAUGAAAAUACUUGCAAGGGACAGAAAAGCAUGAAAAAAUAGUGUGAGAACAGAUAGAGACUAAAUAUGACCUUUUAAAGGCAUAAGGAUCAUCAAGAAGAUAUUACAUGUUUUGCACAUAUAUUUUGAAAAAUGAAUCCUACUGUAUUUUGUAAACUAAAAUUAUGGAUUAAAGUAAGAUUUGUCUUGUGAAAUCUUGUUGAUCAAUUUUCCAUAAGACACUUAACUUGAUGAAUAUUUUUGAAAAUUGCAAAUGCAAAUGAUGAACGGCAUUACAUUAUUUUUAACAUUGUGAAUCGACUUAUUAAGCGUUCAAUGAUUUCAACAGAUACUGCCAGUUGAUUCACAUCUGAACAUUAUCCUGAUACAUUUUGUAAUAAAUAUUUUUUAAUAUAAUACCAUCAAACUAAUCAAAAAUUGAAAGAGUGAAUGAUUUAAUUGUUUUCGUGAUUUUAAAUGCACAAAAUAAAAAAUGAGUUGUUGAAAUGUUGACAAAAAUAAUAAGCAAUAUCACAUAAUCAAAAAUGACAUUUAUCUAAUUCCGCUAUCAAAUGUGACACUUUGAGUCACUCCUUGACAUUAGGAAACGUCACAUUCAUAUCGAAGUUGAAAUUUCUGGACCCAUUGAUGAUAUUCAUACUGAACACAUUGUUAACACCAACACCCACAAUUACACUCCUGACGCGCGUUUCGAUAUUCAAGCUAUUGUCUUUAGAGACUGAAGUUUAACUUAGUUACAACCAAGUUUAUCGUCUUCAAAGACCGAAGGUGAACUUCACUCUCUAAAUACGAUAGCUUGGUUAUCGAAACGCGUUAGACAGUGUAAUUCUGAGUGUUGUUGUAAUGGUAGUGUAAUAAUUAUUUACGUUAUGAGUUCGGGAAGUGAUUUAGUACGGUACUUACGACGUAAGAAAUACGAGGUAGAAAGUACUGAUGAAAAUGAUACCUGAAGUGCCAUUUUCCAGUCUUAAAUUAGUACUGUAAAGUCAACUUUUUAGUACAGCGUGAAAAAAAACAGUGUUUUCAGUAUAACCUUCAUAUAUCAGUUUAAAAAAGUAGUUAUGUAGAAACUAUUGUUUAUGUUGUAACUGUUCAAGUUUCAAAGAAUAAUUUAUUAAUUACUGUAAAAAAUGACAAUUAUUUCAUUAUUUAAACUGACUAUUAACUCAUUAUUUUAAUUGAAUAGUAUUUUCAGUUUUAUGAACAUUGAAAACAACAUUAUUAAAGACAAAGUUGUUUAAAGUAAGUCCAUUUUCAGGGUGAAUAUUCUCCCGAACUUCCUGUCUAAUGUUAAUUUCAUUUGAAGCUAUAUCUACAUAUAUGCCAGGAGUUUGGCCCAGAAUGUUUUCUGAAAUUCUCCUAUUUUAUAAUGGACUCUCAACAUUGGAUUUCCAUCCUCCGUGUUGCUACAUUUUCAGAAUGUCCGCACCUGAAUCUGCCAGAGGACACACUGACGAGCAACUUAAUUAAUGUCCUGUGUAUCCUUUAAUAUUAGGUAGACCCAGGCACUGAGUAAACUUUGCUGAUAAACGGUAUCUAAGCCCGUGAUUUAUAUGCCACAUUUUUCAUUAUAAUAUCGCACAAAAAAUCUGUAGUGCUUUACAGCAGGAGGUCUAAUAUUUCUAUACUUUUUGAGGUCAACAAGAAUGACACCAGCAAUAUUUCCAGCAGUGACCACAAAUUCGCAAUUAACAUGUGUUUUGGUUUCUGGAAUUGUAAUUUUAGAAAAGGUGUCUUUACCAAAUAUGUCUCCUUCUCGUAGGAAUCUUCCUACAUUUUCCUUCGUCAAAAUCUCCGAUUUUUUUGCAUAGUAUCCUGCUGACCGUCUCUUCAGCCAAAGCAAAAACAUAGUUAGUGGACUUCUGGAUCUCGAAAUUUUUGCGCAUGGUGAAUUCAGAUCUCAAUGUUUUUAAAUUUUCAAAAUAAGCAAGUAGUACCUUUUCAUUGAUAUUCUUCAUAUUUUUCAAAUCACACCAUUUUUCAAAUUUUGGUAGGCCAGAGCAUAUCUAUUUCUUGAUUUUUCAGGUAUUAAACUACCCACUGCAGCAUUUGCAGACUCUCUUUUGGAAUUAGAUAAAACGUUUUAAGUCAACACAUUAUGAAAAGAGCGAUAUUGUUCAACUCUUGUUUGAUCUUUUCAUAACUAGUUACGUAAAUAACUAUUUUAAAUAUAUGGGCAGUGAAUAAAAGUUUAAAUCAUGUGCUUAGUCAUAAAAGUAAACAAUUAACGUACUACCAAAUUAUAAUUAUAUUUUAGAAUUCAAUUGAAAACACUGUAGUCGAGGGUCGAUAAUUUUUGAAACAAAAAAAAUAGUAGAAGGAUAAAACCUAUUGGAAAAGGAAGAGAAUAUAACAAUCAUGGAAGGAAAAAUAAUUCUCAAGAUCUGAGGGUGGGAAGGGGAAGAAGAGAGUUUUAAGUGUAAAAAACAAUUUAUCUAGAUAUAUGGUAAAACUGCGAGUCCUAUGGGAAAAAGUUAAAUGGAUAAAUUGUAUGUAAUAAGAAAUUCUACAACUUUUGUAUACACACUUUUCUCACAUAACCUCAAAGUUUAUGUAAAAACUUCAAAUAAACAAGUUUUUGUUUCCCUAUUUUUAUCUUUUUAUGCCCUAAGCACACUGUAUUUUUUUUUAAUUUAAAAUAUUUUUUACCCACUUUUAAAUAUCGCCUUUAAAACGUUGGUGGGUUUUUUGUUCAUUAAAAUAUCUACUAUCUGAUGAUAUGAUAAAAAUAUUUUCUCAGAAAAUGCAAACAUAGACAACUCGAAACUAAAAGUUUUUGUAAUCAUGUAUCAUCAGAUUAGCUUUUUUUUCUUUUAAAUUUUAUACUUUGGUUAUUUAUAUUUAUCGAUAUAACAUCACAUUUUUCGAGGAAUUAAAUUAUGAAAUUUGAAUAAAUAACUAAAAAUUAUACAUAAUGAUAAUAAAAAAAUUUUUCGGAUUUGUUCACAUUUUCUACUGAAUAUGCUGUUUACACCACCACCAAACCAACAUUCACAAUUACAAUGUCUAACGCGCGUUUCGAUAACCAAGUUAACGUCUUUAGAGACUGAAGGUAAACUGUGAGUUUUGGUUAGGUGAUGUAAACAGUGUAUUCAGUAUGAAUAUCGCCAACGGUUCCGGAAACUCCAACUUAGUUCACAUUUUCUGAAAAAAAUUUCCAACGAAUGAAAAGCCGACAGACUUUUUUAAAAAAACUGAUAUUUUGACGUAUUAAUUUCAGUUCAAAAAUUAUGUUGCUUUUUCAAAAUUCAGUCAAAAUAAGAUUAAAAAAUGAAUAUCUCAAAUAAAAAAAAUUACAGUGUGUUUGGGACAAAGAGUAAGUUUUCACCAAAGUUAUGUGAGAAAAGUGACAAUACAUAAGUUGUAAUUUUUUUUAACUUUGCUAUUCAACUUUUUUCCAUAGUUUUACCUAGAAUCGAGAUAAACCGUUUUUUACCCUUAAAAACUCUCCCCCAUCCACUUCCCGACCUCAGAUAGCCCGUGCAUUUUUUUAGUUUCUUUUCCUUUUCCAGUGGGUUUCACCCUACUAUUAUUUACUUUAAUUUUCAAUGGCUUUAUUUAGUUCUGGUCCACUGUUACUGCCACCGCGCCAAAACUUGACUAUUUAAUUGAAAGGUGUUUUCAUAUCAAUCUUCUAUGAAAAUAUGUUGAAGGAAAUAAAAUCAAUAUAACGUGGUAUAAUUAUUUAACCGUUGAAUUUUUUAAAUCAAUAGACUCCGCAAUAAAGACAUAAUUUGAAUAUCAUAUAUGUUAAUUAGCUACGACAAUUUCUUGACAGAAUAGAUACACACUGAUUUUCAAUUUUUGAUCAUAGGGUUCACAUUUUCAAUAAUCAAUUGUAUCUGUAUUUCAAUGAUUUGUUAAGAAGAUGACUUAUUUGAGCUCUUCAUACUUGAUUACAUAUUUAUAUUCAAUAUUGGACAUAAUACUUCUGUGCAAAGAACUAUUAUAGGUGUUAGUUAAUGAUUUUUAGUGCUUUGAUCAUGUCUUUUCUAUUUUUAAAGGUAAGUGCUCUCGGAGGUCUUCUAAUGCCCAAUCUAGUCAUAUUUUUGACAUACUAAUAUACUGAAUUUUUACAUAUUUUGAAAAAGGUAUUUUCUAGAUAUCAACUACAACGCAUAAUUAAUUUCGAGUCUCAUAUUGUUUCAAGUUAUUUCACAAACAUAGAUUGAGUUUUUCAGCAUAUCGACAUAUUAUCUUCCAGUUUGUUAAUCAACUUUCUAAUGCAUUUUUCCUAAAAUCAAUUUAAAUUAACUUUAUUUAUUAAAUAAACAUUUAAACUCCUGAACAAAAUUAAAGCACCAUCUUCAUUAAUCUAAAUAUUUACAUUAUAAACAUAAAAUACAAAUAAGUUACAUUGAAAUGAUACCUAUAAAUUAGUCGAAUAUGAUCUUAGCAUAACCUCGAAUUGCCUUAUUUUUUCCAUAUAAGUUUGUUUUUGCUGGAAAUGCAUAAAUAAGCUUCAUAACUCCAAAUCACCCUCCUCUACUUCUUUUCGCUGUAUUAAUGCUUUGCGGCAUGCUAAUAUCAAAUGUUCAAGACAAGCUUGCUGUACAUUCUCCCAUUCUUCAAUAGCGACCUCUAUGAGUUGGUUAUGAUUAGAAACAGGGGGACUAUGACUUCGAAUCCUCUUUUUGAAAUAGUCCCGUAGACGUUCUAUAGGAUUCAUAUCCGGACUGUUAUGUGGCCACUUUAAUAAAGGGAUAUCGACAAAAUGAGCAAAAGGCAUUACAUGUUCGAAAAUAAUGUUGGGCAUUCAUAGACCUCAUACGUUAGUGUCCAAUUUCGUACCAGCAUCGAAGCACGCUCCUCCCCAAAACAUUUUAGAGACGGUAUCAAAAGGCCCUUUAAGAGGGGUAUUACAGCUGGCAAACCAUUUUCCUUGCUUUGGCCAAACACGCUCACGCCUAUCUAGAGCUUUAAGGCUAACUCUAAUUUCAUCAAAGAACGAAACCUUAUUCCAAUCAUUGACGGCUCAAUUCUGAUGAAGUUUUGCAAAAUUUGAUCUCUGAACUUUGUGUUCUCUGGUAAGCAAGAGUUUUUUGGCUGGUAUUCUGUUGCUUAACCCUGCUUCAUGUAAACGUCUUCUAACCGUUCGAAAAGAUACAUCGAUAUUUGGAACAUCUGAUAAUUCAUUUUUUAGCAGAUUGCUGGCGACUCCUCAGUUUCUGAGAGCACGAUUAUCAAUUUGGUUAUUGCAACGUUUUCGCCCUUGUCCUGGUCUUCAGUUGUACUAACACGUUUCUUUAUGUUGCCAUACUAUAUGUGGCUGAUGCUAGAAUGAUGUCUUCCUUACAAAGCAGCACCAGAUGGUAAUGAAUACCCUUCAUUCGGGAGAGUCGAUGCUCGCUCUACUUCAUUGACAAAUUUCUUUGGAGGCUCUUUUUUUAUUUGAUUUACUCUGAAAUGAACUUCCAAACAUGCAUGUAGUAAAAACAAUUACAAUAAAUUGCUUUAAUCUGUACUUUUGAAGAAAAUGUUGACACAGUUUUAGAUUAAAACGAGGUUUAAUACGAAUUAUAAUCAAAACAGAUUAUGUGAUACUAUAGUUAACUCAAAUAACAACUGUCAUUGUCAAACAAUGUACAUGGCCUACUUGUACAGUAAGUUAUCAAUAAAAAAAGAAUAUCAAGAAAAAUAUGAGUGGUGCGUUAAUUAUUUGUAUCCAACAAUAUUUUUUAUUGCUGUACAAUUUGGGAGAUACAUUCAAGUGAUUAUUAUACGAUUUCGUUAUUUGGAAAAUUUGCAAAAAUUGAUAAUCAGUGUUGAGCAUCUGCAUAAUAUCAAAAUAUAAUGGAAAGCGUAUUUAUAUUUUUAUUAAAACAUCAUAAUAUGAACAUUCAGAUUUAUCAACGAUUAAAUUAUAUCAAAUAUUAUUUCAAAUCAUUUAAAUGGACCAGACAAUUUGAAACAUUGAUAUUAAGAAAUCAUUUUAUUUGACAUUUGCGUUAGUAACUCAUUAGAGCGAAGCAUGUGAUUUAUGUACGUGUGUAACAUGUUUUACAAAUCUUGUGAUACCAAUAAAAGAUUUGCAAAUUAUUUUAUAUAAAGUUGUUUAUUUAUCUUAAAAAAAAGGACCUCUAAUAUCUGUAAAUGUAUCCAUCAAAACUGAAAAAAAAUUGGCGGAUGAUAAAACUGGGUUUUUUAUUUUUCUGUAUAAGCAAGUUAGCUUCAUAACGUUGGUACUCCCAUACAAAUUAGCUAGAAUUGUUAAUUUUCUCUACAAAAGUAUAACCACUGCAAAAAAAUGUUGAAAUGCACAUAUCCAUCACUUGCUUCAUUCUGAAAAUAAUCAAAAUAGACAAGAGGAAAUUUACGAUGUUUUCUCCAACGUAUUGAACUUAUUAAUUAUUUAUUUAUACUUUAUAACAAUUCUAUCAUUAAUGAUCGAUUAUAAUAUAGUAAAAUAGUUGAAUAUUACUAAAAUGUUCGAUAAAAGAAAAUUCACAUAGUUCAAAAACUUCCCAUGUUUCUGUCUAUUUAAAAACUUUGUUAAUAUCAUGUAACUUCUAAAUUCCCAACACUGCAAAAUUGAUUUCCCCGAGAAAAUAAUGUAUGUACAUUUAAAGCAAAAACUUUUUAGUAUUUAGUGAUAAAGAAUCACGAUAUAUCUUUUUCUUUCAACUUUUCAGGUGUGGGAUGAGAGUUCCGUACAUUUUUGUGUCCCCUAUUGUCCAUUUUCAUACAUUUUAUUACUAUAUUCAAUUUUGAUUGUAGUGAAGUUUUAUUUUAUUUCUAAUGAAUUCCUGAUACAUAAGUAUUUUGAAAAAUUUUUCUUCUUCUCAGUUGAUCUCCAAAAUGUAUUUGUAUUUUGUAAAUGUCCUUUCCAGAAAAUCUGUUUCAUAAUUUAUUAUAUACUCAUUCAUUUUAUUCUAAUUAUUUACAUUAUCUUUCUAUUUGUCACGAUUAAACUGAUUAAAACUUCUUAAGGGACCAUAUGCCUCACAUUUGAAUUAAAAACAUAUCGUUAAUCUGGAACAAUUCUGACCAAGUGCGCUUAGCGCUCAAUUUUUCUGCAUUUAUUGUGAUUUUGAUUUAUUAUUAUGGAACUGUCUUCAAUAAUAAAAUUGCAACUAUCAACAAGCAUUUAAUGAAAAUUAGUCCUAAUAAAUUCUUUAAAAAAUAUGAUAUUUUGGUUAUUUCGAAUUUAAAUAUAUAUGACUACAGGACUUUUCGGAAACUAAAACACGAGUUAAGGUAAAUCAAUUGAUUGAGGAUCCUAAACCAGAAAGAAAUAUCAAAUUUAAAACAAUAUAUACAAGAACAUUUAAUUUCUAUUACUUUUUGUGCGUUAAUUUUUCCAUGUAAUUAAUUCAGUUGUAUAAUUGAUUCUAGAUGUAAUAAUUGUUAUUAAGCAGUAAUCAGAUUUACCCCCUCUCAAGGAUUUUGCACUAAAGUUUAAAACUAACAAGUUAUUUUUAUAUUGACAUGCCGAAAGUAUCAACGCCGCAAACAUAAGUAAUAGUAGACAGCCAUUUAAGGGGAAUAAACAACUUUUACAAUUUCAAAUAACCAAAAACAAAUACAGCAACCCUUCAGCUGAUUGCAUUUACCCACUGGUCUACAAGGGUAGUGUCCGAACAUUCAGAUCAUGAUCAGGUUAACUCGAUCAAAGUUUACGAAAAGUCCUUAAAUGAUUUAGUUGAUCUAAUCGAUUAUUAAAAUUUAUUAACUAAAAGUCAAGGGUGUGUUAUUUUUAGGGAAUAUUUUUAGUUCUAUACCAAAAAAUUUUUAGAAAUUAAAAAAUUAUGCCGCUGUGCUAAAUGGUUUAAGUCCAAUGACUACUUUGCUCAUCAAAAAAUUCGAUUUCAACUUAAAUAUUUUUUUUAUUUAUAGGAUUUUUCGAUAUUAAAAUAUUAAAAGUAAAUUCGAAGACUGUAGAACAUCUAGUUUCGAAGUUAUAGCCUGUCAAAUAGUAACAUUUAAAAAAAUCUCAUUGAAUUUCAUUUAUUUUUCAAUUUAUUACAUUCACAUGGACACUUUAGUUUAAUCUUUUAAUGCUCAAAUCCGCACAAUAAAAUUAAAUUAUUCAUGUAAGAGUAAAAAAAAUGAAUGGAAUUUAAUUUGUAUUAUUUUAAAUUUUACUGUUUGACGGUAUAUAACUUCGAAAUUAGUGAUUCUACAAUCUACAACGAGAUAUUUUAGUAUAGAAUUUAAUUUUCUACAAAGACAUAAGAAGGUUUCUGGAAAAAAAUCUAAUAAAAGGAAUAAUCCAUUCAAAAUAUUCUAAAAAAAUAUAUUAACUAUGUAAUUUAAAUGGGAAUUUUCUGAUGAGAUCUUGGACUUUAACCCUUUAGAACACAGGUAAAAUUUUUUAAAUACCUAUAUAAUAGUAAAAAAAUAUGGUCUAAAAAUGAUACGCCUUAAAAUGUAUACAUGGAACAUACAUAGAACCAUAUUUUCUGUAGAGACAUCCAGUUGUAAUAAAAUUGAACUUGUAUUCACAUUAAUAUAUAACACGUCACCCAAUAAAUCGUGUGACUAAGAAAAACACAUUUUAUUGCCAAAAAUUGAUUUUAUUCAUCAAAGUAAUUUCCUUCAAGAGCAAUACAAUCAUUCCAACGCUUCUCUAACUUCUUGAUGCGCCGUGCUUGUAGAAGGAUUUUUCUUUUGCCCAAAAAAGGCUUCAGUUUCGGCAAUUGCUUCUUCAUUGGAGCUGAAUUUCUUACCGGCGAGCAUUUUUUUGAGAUCAGUAUAUAGCCAGUAGCCACUGGUGGCCCGAUCUGGAUUAGACGGUGGAUAAGGAAGCAAUUCCAAAUGUAAUUCGUUCAAUUCAACCAUCGUUGUCAUCGACUUGUGAAUCGGUGCAUUAUCUUGGUGAAAUAGUGAUGACAUGAGGCCGUUUUUUCUUGAUUUUUGCACUUGAACAAUCCAACAACUCUAAGUCAUGUUUCAUGAACUGUCGUAUAUCGACGCAAAAAAUCUGAUUUAUUACGGGUUCAAAACAUCCUACGACGUUGUCCGAUGCCUAAUUGUCACUCUUUCCUGUCGCUGCAGUCCAAUUUUGGUCUUCCUCUCUUUCUGUUCUCUUGUGGGAUCCGCUUCAUUAUUUUUUUUUUUGGUAAUCUUUCCUCCCCAUCCUCUGCGUGUGUCUGUACCAAAUCAUCUGCUUUCCCUCAAUAUAUUCUACAAUUGUUUAUUGGAGGUUCAUUUGCUGUUUUGUUUUAUCGUUCCUUGCUCUGUUUAUUCUACAUUUCAUAGUACAAGUACCAUGUCUUAUCUACGUUCAUCUGCAGUCCCCUUUUCCGGUAUUCUUCUUUUAGUUUGAGUGCCAUCUAUUCUAUAUCACCCCUGACGUUUUAUCUGAUCAACUGCAAACUGGAAGAUAUAUAACCUGGUAUCAUCGUCGAUUUGGAUCCCUAUUCAUUUGCAUUUAUUCUUCUUUUGAAAAGAGUGGUGAUGCAGCACCGUUGCUUCAGGCCUUUAUUGACUAUGAACGAUUCAGAUACUCUAUUUCCGAUUUUUACUGCAGACUUCAUAGCUUUAUAUAAGUUCUGGAUACCCUUUGUUAGGGUAUGAUUAUUAUAAAAUAAAAAGCAGCAAUAAUAUUCUCAAACGAUACUGUAGAGUACAAAAUCAGAAACAACGAUGUUAUUUCUAUCAAACUAAAAUCUGUUCUAUUCUGUUAUAUUUAUUCAAAAUUUAUUGGAAGAAAUAUAUAAACAUAAAUUUAAAUUUUAUUGCAUACAAUCACAAUGAAUAUUAAUAAAAUUUGGAAAAGAAGUAAUUUAGGGUUGCUAAAAAUCAAUUCAACUUGUAGCACCUACUUGUGUAUGGCCGAUCCACACUCGCACGCUAAUAUCAUCGCGAAUCGCGGAAAAGAUUGUCAACAGUCUAAACUCGCAGACUUACGCCGGGCUCACAGUAUAGUUCGCGUUCUUGACGAAAACAUUAAAUAAGUGAGAGUUCUAAUUCGUUAUUCCACACGGUACUUACUUUGUAUGCAAAAUCGUGGUGUCGCAAACUCAACUGUUAAUUGUUACUGUACGUCUGAGCAACCCAGGACAAAAACCGACAAUUUUCGGGGAACAACCCGAGAAGAAUAUGCGAAUCGGAUCCACACUCAUGCUUCGCGGGUGCAACGAGCAUUCGCGCGCGUGUGCGGAUGUAUCGCGGAACAAAAACCGAGAACUUUCGGGGAACGAGCCGCGAACAGUAUGCAAAUCGGAUCCACACUCAUGCUUCGUGGGUGCUUCGCGCGCCUGUGCGGAUUUAUGGCGGGACAAAAACCGAGAACUUUCGGGGAACGAGUCGCGAAGAAUAUGUGAAUUAGAUCCACACUCAUGCUUCGCGCAUGUGCGGAUGCAGAUAUUAAGCCUAUAACAAAUACUUGAAUGUUUCGCCAAUAAAAAAAGGAUUAAGUCAAUUAUAAUCUACUGAUAAAUGUAUGUAUUCCACUAUAUUAGGGAAAGAGGUCAGAAAGAUUUUUUCUAUAAUGUAAUAUUUUGCGUAUUUUUACAAUUAGAAAUGGAUUAUAUUUUAAAAUGUUGAAACAACUAUCAUCCAAAUUUAGAACUCCAGUUACUGGUAUCAAAUUGGAAAAUAAAUUCUUGAUCAUCCGGAUCUUCUACAACCCAUUUACAAUUUUUUCCAUGAAGAAAUCUUAUAUCGCAUCAACGAAUAGUUUAAGGUCCCACCGACAAUAAUAAUUAUCCUCCAUAUAAAUGUAUUCAAUAAUAUCCUUUAUACUUACUAAAUAUUCUGAGCUUAAGAAGUCUCAAUUUUCAAAGUAGAAACUUUUUUUGAAGCAUUUUGUAGGGAAUUUCAAGUUUUUCAACGUCAUAUCAACUUUUUUCAACCCACGGUUUCAAAAAGGGUGCAGCUCAAAGGGGUUGCAUAAGCCACAUUUGGUACGCGAAUACAAACUUUGAACUAAUGUAUCUCCUUCAGUUUUUAUGGUACAUAUGUAAAAAAGCUGAAAAUUUUUGGCAAGAAAAACCCUACAAUUAAUAUUUGAACCAUUUUCACAUAACAAAUUUUUUUUUCAAGAUCACGAAAAUUCAGUGUUCAAUUUAAUCAAUUAUUUUUUCUAAAAUAAUCAUUCAAAACUGGUUAAAUCACAUGGAUCAUAUCAAUAAUACACAAAUAAAGUUAAUUGCAAAUGGAAUAAGAUUAAUUUCAAUUAGGGUGGUAAUGGCGAGGGUAUAAUUACAUUUUUUCAAAAAAGACAAAAGGAGAAACCUUAUUUUUGUUAAAAAUCAGUCAACUCUUAUGCAAAAGACUUUUGACAGUACUCAUUUUAAAAGUUUUUCUAUGUGCUUUGAAAAAGAUCUCUUGACUUUUUUUUCAAAAAUUUCAUCAAUUUCAAGUUAUUUGAAGUUAAAGGUUUUCAAUUUCGGGAUCCCCAAAAAUAACCAUCCUUCAACAAGUAAAACUCAGUUAUUAUUGUAUUUACAGAGGUCCUUAAAAACAAAUCUUUUCGUUUUUUAUAAGCUACAUUUUUGUUCCUUAAUUAUUUUGCUGAUAAAAUGAAAACUUUGUAAGUUAUUUUUGGAAAAUGAGCAGUUUUAAUAACUCUAACAAGUACCAACUUUAGAAAAAAAACUUUAUAGGGUAAAAGUUGCUUAGAAUUUGUCAAUCUAUCGACCUACGAGAUUAUUUUGAAAAAUAAAUUUUCAUCUUUAAAAAGGGGUGGCUUCCUCCCCCAGUGCAAAAGCAUCCUUCUGCACAUUAUAUAUUUUGAGAGUAUUAAUUUUCAAGAAAAUCGACCUUGAUUAUCAAAAUUCUACCGGAAAACAGCUAGUACCUGGCCUAACUCUUGUAUCCAUAUCUUUUUAACAUUAACUUUAUAUAUAGUAAAAUCUUUACUACAAAACUAUCAAUCCAACAAACCUCUUCUGUAAUUAUUGUUUCAUCUAGUUUGUUCUCUAUUAGUAUAACUUCUCUGUCUCGGUAUUGAAUAAACAUAUAGUAGUUUCUUCAGUGGUCUUUUAUAUACAAAUGCUAUGUGAAUCAGUUCUUCAACUGAGGUAGAUUUUUCUCACUACAAAAUAAUAAAAAGAUUUAAGAACAAAUCAAAAUGAUAGUAAGAUCAGAUAUCUAUCCCACAGUGGAAUUUUAUUUUCAAAGAUAGAAUGUGAUCUUUCACAAAAAUUCUUAAAACUAAUAUCAAAGAUAUCUGAUAAGGAAAUUUUUGAACUUUUAGUAUUCCUAAUUUCGAAUAUUUUGACAUUUCAUCCAAAUUUAUUGCUCAUUUUCGCCUUUACAAAAUGAUAAAUAAACAUGUUAAACAUAUUCAGCAAUAAACUAGUUUUUGCAGCCAAUUUUUCUAUAUUCUCUGGACCGAAAUGGGUGUCUCAAUCAAAAAAAGAGCCAUUUAUUAUUCAGUUUUUGAGUGGAGUUUUUAGUUAGAAAUUAUUCACUUGUAACAUAAGACCAAUUAAAAAUUAUAGGAAUAAAUAUGUCACAACUUAUUUACUAUUAAUCGAAGACGUUGAAGGAUAGCACAAGAAAAAUCUUCAACCAUAUCUAAUGAAUUUAAUUUUUCAUUGAUACACACAUUGAUCUUCUUACUCAAUCUAUUAUGGUGAGGAGUUCUAACUAAUAACAAAAAAAAUUUGAUAAUCGUUCAAUCUAUUUGACUUUCAUUACUAGAAUUCCUCUUAGUACAAGCUUACAGCAUUUGGUACAGAGGAAGAAGCAAUUUAAAAGACAAAUUGCAUAGUGUUUAACAAUAAUAAAAGCUAUUAUCAAAUUCAUCACAUAUUAAGAAAUACUAUUUACUUCCUGUGACAUCUAUAAAGUAUAAACAAAAAUUAAUAAAUUUUUAUUUGUGAUAAUAAACAUCUCAUAUUUCAAUUAUUUACCAUUCUAUUUGAAUGUACUAGCAAAAAAGUGUGUUUAAAGGGUUUGUUUAGUGAAUAUAUGGUUCCAUUAGAUUAAUCUAACAAAACUGUAAACAAUAAUUCCAUUUGAAAUAUGCAGAUUAGUAAAUUAUAUAAUGAAAGCUCAAGUUAGAUUAGAUGUGGGUCUGACUACAAUAAAUUCUUAUAUUUAAGUUUACCUUGAAAAGAGAGGUCCACUAACACAAACACAACGAAUAACACAAACACAACAAACAAAACGUGUUUAAAAAUAUGAAAUAAUCAAGUAGAUGGAAUUAAAAAUAAUUUAUGGUGGAUAGUGUGAAACUUAACUGUGGUGUUGUGUAUUAAAUCAGAAAUGUUUGUUUAAAUAACUUUUAAUAAUAUGUCAUUAAACAUGGUAAUCCUAGUCUGAUUUAAGCAAUAGCCCGACUCCCACUAUUGAAAUGAAAAAAAAAUGGCUGUUGUUAAUGGUUAAACUAACCUUUAUUUAGAAAUAACAUUCUUUAUAUUGAAAUAAUUGUCAAUUCUAUUCUGUAUAAGCUAUUUUGUAGAGGGAUUCUGGCAAAAUUAAACACAAAAGUGUACUAACUACAAUAUAUUUUUCCAAGCUUUUGAAUACUUAUGUAUUCAUCUUCUAGGACUGAAAUUAUGGUCAAGUGCAAUAUAAAAAUAUGUAUAAAAGUAUAACAAUAAUAAAAAUUGCUUACAAUAACUAGUUAAGAAUUGCAGAAUUUGAAAUUCCCUUGUUUCUUUUAAAAAACAUAUUUUAGAGUUAGUACACUUUGGUGUUUAAUUUUGCCACAAUCUCGUUACGAAAAAGCUCAUAAUCCAGCUGGUAUAUUCUUCUUUCCAUUAAUUGAAAUGAAUAAUGAUCAAAACUUAUCAUCUGUUUAUCUUAGCAAUCAAGAACCAGUUAUUUGGAAAAUUUCCCUUCCUAGCAGAGUUCCAAUUGCAAAUGAUGAAAUUAUUGUCAUGACAAAAUUAAUUUAUACUCCAAAUACGCAAUGUAAUGAUACAUGACAUAUUUUUCCAAUUGUAUAUAUAACACAUGGAAAUAUGUAACUGUACAGUAAAAAUGAAGAUUUGAUAGAACACUCCUUAGAAGUUAAUUUUUCAUAUAAAUAAAAUAAUAUUUUUUAUAUCUUUAAUUAUAAAAGCAAAGGUUAAAAUGCAAAACAUUGCAGAUUUUUCUUGACAUAAUUUCAUUGUUAACUAAGAAAUGGUAUUACGAUCUUAUUUUAAGUUUGCACUACAUAGAAUCUCAACUAUUAGUUGACAAAAUAUAUUCAAAUCAAAAUUGUCAUUUUGUUGGAUUUUGUGUAAAUCAAACCAGAACUAAGCAGAAAAAUCACAUUCAAACGUUAAAUACAUAUUGAAGUUAACAUCAUUAAAAGCUUAUGCUUUUAACAAAAUACGAA
This is a messenger RNA of Diorhabda carinulata, 18230 nucleotides long. Its product is annotated as max-binding protein MNT-like. Lineage: Eukaryota; Metazoa; Arthropoda; Insecta; Coleoptera; Chrysomelidae. The record is from RefSeq and is a predicted model, not a curated record. Gene Ontology annotation, molecular function: DNA-binding transcription factor activity, RNA polymerase II-specific; RNA polymerase II cis-regulatory region sequence-specific DNA binding; protein dimerization activity. The transcript has 5 exons. The coding region runs from base 507 to 1658 and encodes 383 amino acids. Gene Ontology annotation, biological process: regulation of transcription by RNA polymerase II.